Molecule: messenger RNA, 15337 nt
Organism: Salvelinus sp. IW2-2015
Lineage: Eukaryota; Metazoa; Chordata; Actinopteri; Salmoniformes; Salmonidae
Source: RefSeq, a predicted model, not a curated record
UGAGAGCAGAGAGGCGGGAGAGAGACAGCAAGGCUGGCUGAGGAGCAACCAGGGAGAAAAGAGAGGCAUUUACACAUCUCUCUCAAAGAGUGAUCAGUAAUACUUUGAGAGGAUGGCAGAAGGGGGAGAAGGAGAGGAGGAGAUUCAGUUCUUGCGUACGGAUGACCAGGUUGUGCUACAAUGCACAGCCUCCAUUCUGAAAGAACAGAUCAAACUGUGUCUGUCAUGCGAAGGCUUUGGGAACCGCCUCUGCUUCCUGGAGACCACCUCUAAUGCUCAGAAUGUGCCUCCUGAUUUGGCGAUCUGCUGCUUCAUCCUGGAGCAGUCCCUGUCGGUACGAGCCUUACAGGAGAUGCUGGCCAACACCACGGAACUCAAUGAGGUAGGAGACUCGCAGAGGUCAUCUCAAGGAGGGGCCAUCCGUACCCUGCUGUAUGGCCAUGCUAUCCUUCUGAAACACACUCACUCCAGCAUGUACCUCAGCUGUUUGACUACCUCAAGGUCACUCACAGACAAACUGGCCUUUGAUGUGGGCUUACAGGAAGAUUCCACAGGGGAGGCGUGCUGGUGGACCAUUCAUCCUGCGUCCAAGCAGAGAUCAGAGGGAGAGAAGGUCAGGGUGGGAGAUGACCUCAUCCUGGUCAGCGUGUCCUCUGAGAGAUACCUGCAUCUCUCCUAUGCCAGUGGUGAUCUCAUGGUGGACGCCUCCUUCAUGCAGACCCUUUGGACCAUGAACCCUGUGAUGUCUGGCUGUGAACUUGCGGAAGGCUUUCUGACUGGAGGCUAUGUUCUGAGACUGUUCCAUGGUCACAUGGACGAGUGCUUGGCUAUCCCUGCUGCCGAGCAAGGAGACAACCAGCGAAGAAUUGCUCAUUAUGAAGGGGGUGCUGUCUGUAGCCAUGCCCGGUCACUAUGGAGACUAGAACCCCUCCGGAUUGGAUGGAGUGGAGGUCACAUGAAAUGGGGCCAGWCGUUCCGAGUGCGUCAUAUAACCACAGGUCGCUACCUCUGCCUGGAUGAAGAGAAAGGACUGAUGGUGGUUGACCCUGAAAAAGCCAACGCCAAGAUGUCAGCCUUCUGCUUCAGAAUCUCCAAGGUCAGGGAAAAGGUGGGGGUGGUUAAGAAGCGAGAUGUGGAGGGCAUGGGCACGCCAGAGAUCAAGUAUGGGGAGUCCAUGUGUUUUGUACAGCACGUCUCCACUGGCCUCUGGCUUACAUACGCCUCUGUCGAUGCCAAGUCCGCUCGCCUGGGACCUCUUAAGAGGAAGGCCAUCCUUCAUAAGGAGGGCCACAUGGACGAUGCCCUGACUGUGGCCCGCUCCCAGACAGAGGAGUUCCAGGCUGCUCGUAUGAUCUACAACACAGCAGGCCUCUUCACCCAGUUCAUCAAUGGGAAGAACAAGUCAUCUUCAGGCCCCCCGUCUCUGCCCAUGGACUCUGUGGUCCUCUCKCUGCAGGACCUCAUCUUCUACUUCCAGCCCCCAGAGGAGGAGCUGGAGCACGAGGAGAAACAGACCAAACUACGCUCCCUUAAGAACAGACAGAACCUCUUCCAAGAGGAGGGCAUGAUCACCCUGGUGCUGGACUGUAUUGACCGACUCAAUGUCUACAACACAGCGGCCCACUUCUCCGAGUUUGCAGGGGAGGAGGCUGCCGAGUCUUGGAAGGAGAUAGUUAAUCUCCUCUACGAGCUGCUGGCCUCACUGAUCAGGGGGAACCGGGCGAACUGUGCACUGUUCUGUGAUAAUCUGGAUUGGCUGGUCAGCAAACUGGACCGUCUGGAGGCCUCCUCGGGCAUCCUGGAGGUGCUAUACUGUGUUCUGAUUGAGAGUCCAGAGGUUUUGAACAUUAUCCAGGAGAACCACAUUAAAUCUAUCAUUUCUCUACUGGAUAAGCAUGGACGCAAUCACAAGGUGUUGGAUGUGCUCUGCUCUUUGUGUGUGUGUAAUGGGGUGGCUGUAAGGUCCAAUCAGAAUCUCAUCACAGAGAAUCUGCUUCCGGGUCGCGAUCUCCUCCUGCAGUCCAACAUCAUCAAUUAUGUCACCAGUAUGAGGCCCAACAUCUUCCUAGGAACGUGUGGAGGAUCAACUCAGUAUAAGAAGUGGUAUUUUGAGGUGAUGGUGGACCAUGUAGAGCCCUUCCUGACCGCCCAGGCCUUCCACCUGCGUGUGGGCUGGGCUCUGACUGAUGGCUACAGUCCCUACCCUGGAGGUGGUGAGGGCUGGGGUGGUAACGGGGUGGGGGACGACCUCUACUCAUACGCCUUUGAUGGACUCCACCUGUGGUCAGGACGAGUCCCACGUCAUAUUGCCACCCCCAACAUGCACAUCCUAGCCGCAGACGAUGUGGUCAGCUGCUGCCUUGAUCUGAGUGUGCCCAGUAUUUCGUUUCGAAUCAACGGGCACCCGGUGCAGGGCAUGUUUGAGAACUUCAACCUGGAUGGCUUAUUCUUCCCUGUCGUCAGCUUCUCUGCAGGCAUCAAGGUUCGUUUUCUCCUGGGAGGGCGUCAUGGAGACUUUAAAUUCCUCCCACCCCCAGGCUAUGCUCCGUGCUAUGAGGCUGUGCUACCCAAGGAUCGACUGCAUAUUGAGCCCAUCAAGGAGUAUAAGCAUGAUGUCAAUGGUGUCCGCAAUCUGUUGGGGCCUACACAGUCCCUCUCGCACACAGCCUUCACCCCCUGCCCUGUGGACACAGCACAGAUUGUGCUUCCACCUCACUUGGAGCGCAUUCGGGAGAAGCUGGCAGAAAACAGCCAUGAGCUAUGGGCUGUCACUCGCAUUGAACAAGGAUGGACCUAUGGGUCGUUCCGAGAUGACAACAAGAAACUGCACCCCUGCCUGGUAGAUUUCCAGAGCCUGCCAGAGCCAGAGAGGAAUUACAACCUUGCCAUGUCAGUAGAAACACUCAAGACUCUACUGGCGCUGGGCUGCCAUGUGGGCAUGGGAGAUGAGAAAGCAGAGGAGAACCUGAAGAACAUCAAGAUGCCCAAGACGUAUAUGAUGAGUAGUGGAUACAAGCCUGCCCCUCUGGACCUCAACCAUGUCAAGCUGACACCCAACCAGACCAACCUAGUGGAGAGACUGGCAGAGAAUGGGCACAACGUGUGGGCUCGUGACAGGGUUCACCAGGGAUGGACCUACAGCAUUGUACAGGACAUAAUGAACAAGCGCAACCCGCGCCUGGUGCCYUACAACCUGCUGGACGAAAAGACCAAGAAGACCAACAGAGACACUGUCUGUGCAGCUGUCCGCACUCUCAUCGGCUACGGUUACAACAUUGAGCCACCUGACCAGGAGAGCAGUGGUCAUGGGGAAGGUCAUUCUCCGGGUAAGAUCCGGGUGUUCCGGGCUGAGAAGUCAUACGCGGUGACCCAGGGGAAGUGGUACUUUGAGUUUGAGGCUGUGACUGUGGGGGAGAUGAGAGUGGGUUGGGCCAGACCCAGUGUCCGCGCUGACACAGAGCUGGGAGCAGAUGAGCUCGCCUAUGUCUUCAAUGGUUUCAAGGCUCAGCGUUGGCAUGUGGGCAAUGAGCCGUUUGGUCGUAUCUGGUUGCCAGGUGACGUGGUGGGCUGUAUGAUUGACCUGGUAGAGCAGAACAUCUUCUUCACCCUGAACGGAGAGAUGCUGAUCAGUGACUCUGGAUCUGAGAUGGCCUUCAAGGACAUUGAGAUAGGAGAUGGUUUUAUCCCUGUGUGUAGUCUGGCCUGUCUCAGGUUGCGGCUCAACCUGGGCCAGAACGUCAGCAGCCUGCCGUACUUCACCAUCUGUGGCCUUCAGGAGGGCUUUGAACCCUUCGCCAUCAACAUGAAGAGAGACAUCACCAAGUGGUUCAGCAAGAGCCUGCAGUUCAUCCCUGUUCCUACAGAACACCCUCACGUUGAUGUACAGUACAGCAUAUGUGUCCCGUGUGGGAUGGACGGUGACAACGCUCCCUGUCUGAAACUGACCCACAAGACCUUCGGCUCUCAGAAUGCCAACACCGAUCUGUUGUUCCUGAGGCUCAGUAUGCCCGUGGAGUUCCACGAGACCUUUAAAAUCAUGAGUCACAACUCUCUGUUGGAGAAAGACAGGUUCCAACUCUUUGUGAGAAGACAGGUAGUUCAACUCCUUGUUAAUCAUGUUUCUGCUCACAUUCUCUGUGUUCAGUACUAUUAUUCAGUGCGAGUGAUUGCGGGACAAGAGCCCAGCGGGGUGUGGGUAGGCUGGAUCACCCCUGACUACCACCAAUACGACCUGCACUUUGACCUCAGCAAAGUAAGAAAUGUCACAGUCACCGUGGGAGAUGACAAAGGCAACAUACAUGACAGUAUGAAGCGCAGUAACUGCUACAUGGUGUGGGGAGGGGAGUUCAGCAGCUCCCAGCAGACCCGUGUCAGUCAGGAGGACUUUGUGAUUGGCUGCCUUAUUGACCUGGACACAGGACUCAUGACUUUCACAGCCAAUGGGAAAGAGAUCAACACCUUCUACCAGGUGGAGCCCAACACUAAACUGUUCCCAGCUGUCUUUGUCCUGCCCUCCAGUCAGAACAUGCUGCAAGUGGACCUGGGGAAGCUCAAGAACAUCAUGCCUAUUUCAGCAGCCAUGUUCCGCAGUGAGCGUAAGAACCCGGUCCCUCAGUGUCCUCCCAGGCUGGAUGUCCAGAUGCUACCCAGUCAUUUGGAGCGCAGCCCAAACCACUCCCUGUCCCAGGCUGCGUCAACCAAGAGAACGACCGUGAUGAACGAUAUGCACGGCUGGAUGGUGGAGUGUAGAGAGCCUCUCACCAUGAUGGCCCUGCACAUCCCUGAGGAGAACAGAUGUAUUGACGUCCUGGAGUUGUCGGAGCGUAUGGACCUGCUGAAGUUCCACUACCACACUCUGAAACUGUACGGCUCAGUCUGUGCUCUGGGGAACAACCGCGUGGCUCACGCCCUGUGCAGCCAUGUUGACGAAUCCCAGCUAUUCUACGCCAUAGAGAACACCUACCUGCCUGGACCAAUGAGGAGCGGCUACUACGAUCUGCUCAUCAGCAUGCACCUGGAGUCGGCCAAGAGGAACCGCCUCAUGACCAAUAAGGAGUUCAUUGUGCCCAUGACUGAAGAGACGCGCAGCAUCAACCUCAACUCAGACACUGACAAAUCCCAUGCUUUACCAGGGGUGGGCCUCACUACCUGUCUGCGCCCCAAACUCCACUUCUCCCCCACUGGGUUUGUAGGGACAGACCUGGAUAUCUACACCCUCAGCCCCUUCAUCCCCCUACAUGUGCUGAAGGCGAAGGCCCUGACCAUGCUGACAGAAGCUGUCCAGGAUGGUGGUCAAGCCAUGAGGGAUCCUGUAGGAGGCAGUGUUGAGUUCCACUUUGUCCCCAUCCUCAAGCUCAUCAGCACCCUGCUCAUCAUGGGUGUGUUUGAGAAUGAAGAUGUCAAGCACAUCUUGAAGAUGAUAGAGCCCACAGUGUUCAGUGGAGAGGCAGAGGCUGCUGCCCAGGGAGAGGGGGACCAAUCACUGGCCUUCAAAGAACAGGGGUUGGAGGUGAAGGAAGAAGAGGAGGGAGCAGUAGAGAGCGGACAUGAAACAGAAAUGGAGGAUGAGGGGAUGGGUGAGGAAGAUGAGGAAAUGGAGGCAGAGCUGGAGCAGUUGGAGCCUAUAGAAAAAGAGGAAGACAAGGGGGAGGAUGACGGAGAGAAAGUGGAUGGAGAGAAAGGUGGUGAGGAGACGGAGAAGGAGGUGAAGCCUGGAGAGGCAGAAGAACAAGUAGGUCUGGAAGAGGGAUUACUGCACAUGAAGCUUCCAGAGUCUGUCAAACUACAGAUGUGCACUCUGCUGCAGUAUUUCUGUGACUGUGAGUUGCGCCACAGGGUGGAGGCCAUCAUAGCCUUUUCAGACGAGUUUGUGAGCCAGGUGCAGGCCAACCAGAGAGCCCGCUACAACGAGCUCAUGCUGGCGUACACCAUGAGCGCUGCUGAGACRGCUCGCAAGACCCGCGAGUUCCGCUCCCCACCACAGGAGCAGYUCAACAUGCUGAUGAACUUGAAGAACAUUGCGGAGGAUGAGGAUUGUCCUGUGCCUGACGAGGUCCGCGAUGCCCUGCAGGCUUUUCACAAGAACCUGCUGUUUCACUGCAGUGUACAUAUCGAAGAGGAAGAGGUAGAGGAGAAGUUGGAUACGUCUUUCAAAGGACGACUCCUCCGAAUGCUGGACAAGUUGAGGCACCUCCGUAAGAAGAAGGUAGAGGAGGAGGAACCUGAGGAGGAGAACAAACCCAGCACCCUCCAGGAGCUGAUCUCCCACACCAUGGUCCACUGGGCCCAGGAGUCAUUUAUCCAGAACCCUGAGCUGGUGCGUCUGAUGUUCAGCCUGCUGCACCGUCAGUAUGACGGGCUGGGGGAGUUGAUCCGGGCCCUGCCCAAGGCCUACACCAUCAACGCCAUCUCCAUAAAGGAUACCAUGGACCUGCUGGAGUGCCUGGGACAGAUCCGCUCGCUGCUCAUCGUCCAGAUGGGCCCCGAGGAGGAGUGGCUCCUGAUCCAGAGCAUCGGGAACAUCAUGAGCAACAAAGUGUUUUAUCAGCACCCCAACCUGAUGCGAGCGCUGGGCAUGCACGAGACUGUCAUGGAGGUGAUGGUCAACGUGCUGGGUGGUGGCGACUCCAAGGAGAUCAGAUUCCCUCGUAUGGUCACCAACUGCUGUCGUUUCCUGUGCUACUUCUGUCGUAUCAGUCGUCAGAACCAACGCUCCAUGUUCGAUCACCUCAGCUACCUGCUUCAGAACAGUGGCAUUGGCCUUGGAAUGCGUGGCUCCACCCCUCUAGACGUAGCUGCAGCAUCCUGUAUUGAUAACAAUGAGCUGGCUCUGGCGCUACAGGAACAAGACCUGGAGAAGGUGGUGAAGUACCUUGCAGGCUGUGGGCUUCAGAGCUGUCCCCAGCUCCUGGCUAAGGGUUACCCUGACAUUGGCUGGAACCCUUGUGGCGGAGAGAAAUACCUGGACUUCCUCCGCUUUGCUGUCUUUGUCAACGGAGAGAGCGUAGAGGAGAAUGCCAAUGUGGUGGUGCGUCUUCUGAUCCGUCGGCCAGAGUGUUUUGGCCCGGCUCUGAGAGGAGAGGGUGGGAACGGCCUGCUGGAUGCUAUAGAGGAGGCCAUCAAGAUCUCUGAGGAUCCUGCCAGGGACGGCCCCACUGUCAAGAAAGACAGGCGCUUCCCCGGCAUGUUCCCUGGUGGAGAGGGGCAGCAUGAGGAGAACAAGGUGCAUCUGGGGAAUGCCAUCAUGUCCUUCUACUCAGCUCUCAUUGACUUGCUGGGACGCUGCGCUCCAGAGAUGCAUUUAAUCCAGGCUGGGAAGGGUGAGGCGCUGAGGAUCAGGGCCAUCCUGAGGUCCCUGGUGCCCAUAGAGGACCUGGUGGGAGUCAUCACCCUGUCUGUCCAAAUCCCAGACUUUGGAAAGGAUAACAGCAUCAUUGAACCCAAGAUGUCUUCCAGUUUUGUGCCGGACCACAAGGCUCCCAUGGUGCUGUUCCUUGACAGAGUGUAUGGUAUUGACAACCAGGACUUCCUGCUCCAUGUGCUGGAGGUGGGCUUCCUGCCUGACAUGAGGGCAGCUGCUUCUCUGGACACAGCGGCUUUCUGCACCACAGAGAUGGCCCUGGCUCUGAACCGCUACCUCUCUCUGGCCGUGCUGCCCCUCAUCACCAAGUGUGCCUUCCUGUUUGCCGGCACAGACCACCGGGCCAUCAUGAUCGACUCCAUGCUGCACACCAUCUACCGUCUGUCCCGCGGACGAGCCUUCACUAAGGCCCAGAGAGAUGUCAUUGAGGAGUGUCUCAUGGCUUUGUGCAAAAAUCUACGGCCAUCCAUGUUACAACACCUGUUGAGAAGGCUGGUAUUUGAUGUACCAAUUCUCAAUGAAUAUGCCAAAAUGCCACUUAAGCUUUUGACCAAUCACUAUGAGCGUUGUUGGAAGUACUAUUGCCUGCCCAACGGCUGGGGCAACUUUGGAGUGUCAUCAGAGGAGGAGCUGCAUCUCACCCGCAAACUGUUCUGGGGCAUCUUUGAGUCCCUGGCCCACAAGAAAUUUGAUGCUGAGCUGUUCAAAAUUGCCAUGCCGUGCAUAUGUGCCAUUUCUGGUGCCAUUCCUCCAGAUUAUGUAGAUGCCAGCUACUCCUCCAAGACUGAGAAGAAAGUCUCGGUGGAUGCAGAGGGAAACUUUGAUCCCAAACCAGUGGAGACCACAAAUACUAUCAUCCCUGAGAGUUUGGAUGGUUUCAUCAACAAAUAUGCUGAAUACACACAUGACAAGUGGGCUUUUGAAAAGAUUCAGAACAACUGGACAUAUGGAGAGAUGUUGGAUGAAGAUUCUAAAACUCACCCCAUGCUCCGACCGUACAAAACAUUCUCAGAGAAGGACAAAGAGAUCUACCGUUGGCCCAUCAAAGAGUCCAUGAAGGCUAUAAUUGCGUGGGAGUGGACUCUGGAUCAAAUGAGGGAAGGAGAGGAAGCCAAGACUGAGCAAAAGAAGGCGGCUCGGAAAAUCUCUCAGACUGCACAGGCAACAUACGACCCCAGCCAUGGCUACAGUCCCCAACCGAUUGAGAUCUCCCACAUGGCACUGUCAAGAGAGCUGCAGUCCAUGGCAGAACAGCUUGCAGAGAACUAUCACAAUACCUGGGGUCGCAAGAAGAAGAUGGAGCUGCAGUCCAAAGGAGGAGGCUCCCACCCUUUGCUUGUACCCUAUGACACCCUGACAGCAAAGGAAAAGGCACGAGACAGGGAAAAGGCUCAUGAGCUUCUUAAAUUCCUUCAAAUCAAUGGAUUUGCAGUCACCAGGGGGAUGAAAGACAUGGAGUCAGACAUCUCAUCUAUCGAGAAGCGCUUUGCUUAUGGUUUCCUGCAGAAGCUGUUAAAGUGGAUGGAGAUCGCCCAGGAGUUCAUAGCUCAUCUUGAGGCUGUGGUGAGCAGUGGCAGAGUGGAGAAGUCGCCUCAUGAGCAGGAGAUCAAAUUCUUUGCAAAGAUCCUGUUGCCCCUGAUCAAUCAGUACUUUAAAAACCACUGUCUGUACUUCCUGUCCACACCGGCCAAAGUCCUGGGAACUGGAGGACAUUCCUCUAACAAGGAGAAAGAGAUGAUUGCCAGCAUCUUCUGUAAAAUGGCUGCUCUGGUGAGACACAGAGUUUCUCUCUUUGGAAAUGACGCCCCUGCUAUUGUCAACUGUCUUCACAUCCUMGCACGAUCUCUCGACGCAAGGACGGUGAUGAAGUCUGGGCCUGAAAUCGUGAAGGCAGGGCUCAGGUCAUUCUUUGAGGGUGCAGCUGAUGAUAUAGAGAAGAUGGUGGAGAACCUCAAACUGGGAAAGGUGUCUAAAGGCAACCAGCAGGUGAAAGGCGUGUCCCAGAACAUCAACUACACCACCAUUGCUCUGCUCCCAGUCCUCACCUCCCUGUUCGACCACAUCUCUCAGCACCAGUUUGGAGAUGAUGUCAUUUUGGAUGACCUCCAGAUGUCGUGUUACCGCAUCAUGUGCGCCAUCUACUCCCUGGGUACUGUCAAGAACCCUCAUGUGGAGAGGCAGAGGCCAGCCCUGGGGGAGUGUCUGGCCCAUCUGGCGGCUGCUAUGCCUGUGGCCUACCUGGAGCCCCAUCUCAAUGAGUACAACUCCUUCUCUGUUUACACCACCAAGACCCCCAGAGAAAGAGCCAUCCUGGGUCUGCCCAAUGAGGUCCAGGAGUUAUGCCAGGACAUACCAGAGCUAGACGUUCUAUUGAAAGAGAUCGGGGACUUGGCAGAGUCAGGUGCCCGUUACACAGAGAUGCCCCAUGUGAUCGAGAUAACUCUGCCCAUGCUGUGUAACUACCUGCCCCGCUGGUGGGAAAGAGGAGUAGAGAACUUCCCUGAGCUGGAGGGCCAGAUCUGCACCGACGUCACCUCUGAGCAGCUCAACCAGCUGCUGGGCAGCAUCAUGAAGAUCGUCGUCAACAACCUGGGAAUUGACGAGGCCUCCUGGAUGAAGAGGCUGGCUGUCUUCUCCCAGCCUAUUGUGAGCAGGGCCAAGCCAGAGAUGCUCAAGUCCCAUUUCAUCCCUACCAUGGAGAAGCUGAAGAAGAGGACAGGGAAGGUGGUGGCAGAGGAGGACCACCUGCGUAUGGAGGGGAAGGCCGAGGGGGACGAGGAGGAGGGCACCAUCAGGGAGGAGUUUGCUGUGCUCUGCAGGGACCUGUACGCCCUCUACCCUCUCCUCAUCCGCUAUGUGGACAAUAACAGGGCAAGGUGGUUGACAUGCCKAGACCCAGAUGCAGAGGAGCUCUUCAGAAUGGUUGGAGAGGUCUUCAUAUUCUGGUCCAAAUCUCAUAACUUCAAGCGAGAAGAGCAGAACUUUGUGGUGAUGAAUGAGAUUAAUAACAUGUCUUUCCUCACUGCUGACAGCAAGAGCAAGAUGAGCACGGGCAACGACUCAGAGGCUGGUGGCUCAGACGUGGAGCGUACCAAGAAGAAAAGACGGGGAGAUCGUUACUCAGUGCAGACGUCACUUAUUGUGGCUGCCCUGAAAAAGAUGCUCCCCAUCGGCCUCAACAUGUGCUCCCCUGCUGAUCAGGAGCUUAUCAACCUGGCCAAGAUACGAUACUCUUUGAGGGACACGGAUGAGGAAGUAAGAGAGUUUUUGCAAAACAACCUGCAUCUUCAAGGCAAGGUAGAGAACCCGUCCAUGCGCUGGCAGAUGUCCCUGUAUAAGGAGAUGGCAGGGAAGGCUGAGGAUGCUGACGCUCCAGAGAAAGUGGUGAAGAGGGUGCAGGAGGUGUCAGCUGUUCUCUAUCACAUUGAGGUGACGGAGCACCCCUUCAAAUCCAAAAAGAUGGUGUGGCACAAACUGCUCUCCAAGCAGAGACGCAAGGCUGUGGUAGCCUGCUUUAGGAUGACUCCACUCUACAACCUACCCAGGCAUAGAGCUUCCAAUAUGUUCCUGGAAGGAUACAAACGCAACUGGAUCCAUACUGAGGGCUACUCCUUUGAGGACAGAAUGAUAGACGACUUGUCUAAAGCCAUGGAGCAGGAAGAAGAGGAAGAGACGGAGACCAAGCCAGAUCCCCUUCACCAACUCAUUUUGCAUUUCAGCCGUACCGCUCUCACAGAAAAGAGUAAACUUGAUACAGAUUACCUAUAUAUGGCAUACGCUGAUAUUAUGGCAAAGAGCUGCCACAUUGGUGAGGAGGACGAAGGGAGAGAGGAGGUGGAGGAAGGGGCUGAGGAUGAGAUGUCCCUUGAGGUGCGACAGACAGAACUGGAAAAAGAGAUGGAGAAACAGAGACUUCUGUACCAGCAGUCCCGUCUCCAUAACCGUGGGGCGGCUGAGAUGGUGCUGCAGAUGAUCAGUGCUUGCAAAGGUGAGACUGGCUGCAUGGUGUCCUCCACCCUUAAACUGGGCAUCUCCAUCCUAAACAGUGGUAACGUUGAGGUUCAACAGAAAAUGCUUGAGUACUUGAAGGACAAGAAGGAUGUUGGCUUCUUUUUGAGUGUCCAGGCUCUAAUGCAGACAUGCAGUGURCUGGACCUGAAUGCCUUUGAGAGACAGAACAAGGCAGAGGGUCUGGGCAUGGUGUCGGAGGAGGGAACAAACAUGAAGUCAGAACGGGGUGAGAAAGUCAUGUCGGAUGAUGAGUUUACAUGUGAUCUGUUCCGCAUGUUGCAGCUGCUCUGUGAGGGCCACAAUAACGAUUUCCAGAACUACUUGCGGACACAGACAGGCAGCACCACCACUAUCAACGUCAUCAUCUGCACUGUGGAUUACCUCCUCCGACUGCAGGAGUCAAUCAGUGAUUUCUACUGGUAUUACUCUGGGAAAGAUAUCAUUGAUGAGCCAGGCAAGAAGAACUUCUCCAAGGCCAUGACAGUGGCUAAACAGAUCUUUAACAGUCUGACUGAGUACAUCCAGGGUCCGUGUACAGGCAACCAGCAGUCCCUGACCCACAGCAGGCUGUGGGAUGCAGUAGUAGGCUUCCUCCACGUCUUUGCCCACUUGAUGAUGAAGCUGGCACAGGACUCCAGCCAGAUUGGCCUGCUGAAGGAGCUACUGGACCUCCAGAAAGACAUGGUGGUUAUGCUGCUCUCUCUACUAGAGGGUAAUGUGGUGAACGGCACCAUUGCCCGUCAGAUGGUGGACAUGCUGGUGGAGUCCUCCAGCAARGUGGAGAUGAUCCUCAAGUUCUUUGACAUGUUCCUCAAACUGAAGGACAUUGUGGCGUCAGACGCCUUCCGUGAUUACGUGACUGACCCCCGAGGGUUAAUCUCUAAGAAAGACUUUCAGAAGGCCAUGGACAGCCAGAAACAGUAUUCUCCCUCCGAGAUCCAAUUCCUGUUGUCCUGCUCAGAGGCUGAUGAGAACGACAUGAUAAACUUUGAGGAGUUUGCCGACCGCUUCCAGGAGCCAGCUAAAGACAUUGGCUUUAACAUUGCAGUGUUGCUGACCAACCUAUCUGAACAUGUCCCUCAUGACCUCAGGCUGAAGAACUUCCUAGAGCAGGCAGAGAGUGUACUCAACUACUUCCGCCCCUUCCUGGGCCGUAUAGAGAUCAUGGGUGCCAGCAGGAAGAUKGAGCGUAUUUACUUUGAGAUCAGCGAGGUCAACCGCACACAGUGGGAGAUGCCUCAGGUCAGAGAGUCCAAACGACAGUUCAUCUUUGAUGUGGURAKUGAGGGGGSCGAGUCGGAGAAGAUGGAGAUGUUUGUCAACUUCUGCGAGGACACRAUCUUUGAGAUGAACAURGCCUCCCAGAUCUCGGAGCAGGAGGAGGAGYAGYAGGAGGAGGAUGAUGAUGAMCCYGCUGAAGGAGGAYCUGAMGCAGGAGGAGGWGGAGGMGGAGAUGAAGAYGGCAAUGGAGAGGAAGGAGAGCCAGAGACCAUCUCUGCCUUUGCAGACUUCAUCAACAGCUUAUUGAACUUCCUGAGUAUCUUCACAUUCCGUAACCUGCGACGGCAGUACCGCAGGGUAAGGAAGAUGACCAUCAAGCAGAUAGUGGUGGGUCUGGCUACCUUCUUCUGGACUAUCCUCAUCGGCAUCCUGCACUUCAUCUACAGUGUAUGUAAGGGCUUCUUCCUGCUCAUCUGGCAAACUCUAUUUGGCGGAGGCCUGGUGGAGGGAGCAAAGAACAUCACGGUGACAGAGAUCCUGGCCAGUAUGCCUGACCCCACCCAGGAUGAGGUGCAUGGGGACCUGCCAGGGGAGCCUGGGGUUGGGAAGGAGCAGGAGGCAGGAGGGGUGACUGACCAAAUAGACACAGGCGGUGGAGAGGAGGAGGACAAUAAAGACAAGGAAGGUGGGGGGACACCACGCAUCGAUGCUCCUGGUGGACUUGGUGACAUGGGAAUUGAGGCCACUGUUGAGCCUCCUACUCCCGAGGGUACUCCUUUGACCAAGAGGAAACAGCAACCAGAGGAGGGUGCUGCUGCAGCAGCUGAUGGCCAAGCAGCUGAUGGCCAAGCAGCUGAUGGCCUAGCUGCUGAACCGGCUCCUGCUCCUGCCAUAAAGGAGCCCCCUCCAGAGCCUGAGAAGGCAGACACUGAAAAUGGAGAGAAGGCCGAGAAAGAAGCUGAGACCAAAGAGGAGAAGCAGGAGGAAGCGAUAGAAAAGAAACCCAAGUCUAAGAAAGAUAAGAAGCAACACAGGGAGCAAGGGUUCCAACUCUGGACUGAGCUCGACAUCCAAAGAAACAAAUUUUUGAACUACCUCUCUCGGAACUUUUACAAUCUGCGUUUUCUGGCACUGUUCAUUGCAUUUGCCCUGAACUUUAUUCUACUCUUCUACAAGGUGUCGGACAGCCCCCCCGGAGAAGGUGAUGAGGUGGAGGGCUCUGGCAUGUUUGAGGGCUCAGGGUUGGGAGUGCUGUUUGAGGGAAUUGGGCUGUUUGAGGGCUCAGCGGAGGAGAUGGAGGGAUCUGGUGGGGAGGAAGGAGGAGAUGAGGAAGAGGAGGGGGGCCCAGUCUACUUCUUCUUGGAGGAGAGCACUGGCUACAUGCAGCCCACCCUCACCUUCCUGGCUACCCUGCACACCGUCAUCGCCUUCCUCUGCAUCAUCGGUUACAACUGUCUAAAGAUCCCUCUUGUGAUCUUUAAAAGAGAAAAGGAGCUGGCCAGGAAACUGGAGUUUGAUGGUCUUUACAUUACAGAGCAGCCUGAGGAUGAUGACAUCAAAGGCCAAUGGGACAGACUGGUCCUCAACACACUCUCUUUCCCAAGCAACUACUGGGACAAGUUUGUUAAGCGAAAGGUCCUGGAUAAGUAUGGAGACAUUUACGGCAGAGAGAGGAUUGCAGAGCUCCUAGGCAUGGAUUUAGCCUCGUUGGAUGUCAGUCAACAAACUGAUAAGAAGCCGGAGGAACCCGACAAUUCUACGUUGGCCUGGUUUACGUCUAUUGACUUCAAGUACCAGAUCUGGAAAUUUGGAGUUGUGUUCACAGACGGGACUUUUCUCUAUCUGUGUUGGUACACGAUCAUGUCCUUGCUUGGACAUUACAACAACUUCUUCUAUGCCUGUCACUUGCUGGACAUAGCCAUCGGUGUGAAGGAUCUGCGUACUAUCCUGUCCUCUGUCACCCACAAUGGGAAACAACUCAUGAUGACAUUGGGCUUGUUGGCAGUGGUGGUGUAUCUCUACACUGUAGUGGCUUUUAUCUUUUUCCGCAAGUUUUACAACAAGAGUGAAGAUGAGGAUGAGCCGGAUAUGAAAUGUGACGACAUGAUGACUUGCUACCUCUUCCAUAUGUACGUGGGCGUGCGUGCUGGCGGUGGCAUAGGGGACGAGAUCGAGGACCCGGCAGGAGACGUGUACGAGCUCUACCGGGUCGUCUUUGACAUCACCUUCUUCUUCUUUGUCAUUGUCAUCCUGUUGGCCAUCAUCCAGGGUCUGAUCAUUGACGCCUUCGGAGAGCUCAGAGACCAACAGGAGCAGGUUAAGGAAGACAUGGAGACCAAGUGCUUCAUCUGUGGAAUUGGAAGCGACUACUUUGAUACGACGCCGCACGGCUUCGAGACCCACACCCUGGAGGAACACAACUUGGCCAACUACAUGUUCUUCUUAAUGUACCUCAUCAACAAAGAUGACACGGAGCACACUGGCCAGGAGUCGUAUGUGUGGAAGAUGUACCAGGAGCGAGCGUGGGACUUCUUCCCUGCUGGUGACUGUUUCAGAAAGCAAUAUGAGGAUCAGCUUGCAUAACCAUACUGUAACGUACUACUACAAUUAGUAGGUUUAAUAACAUACUGUAACGUACUACUACGAUUAGUAGGUUUAAUAACAUACUAAACUAGACUGAAAUAGCUGUACUAUARUGUACGGACCAGGGUGAAGGCACAUUUAUAGUGCUAGACCAAAAGAGGG